CGUGAUUCCCUAUUUCAUAUUAUUGUCGUAAACGUAAAACUUUCGAAGCUUUCGAAAGUUGGCCGUAGAGCCUCUCAGCCUCUUCAUCCUCUCCUCAAUCUGUAACCUACGAACACAUCUUGCAUCUAUGAGUCGUCUCAACUAACUACAUACAUUCAUUUCCAACCCUUACCCCUCAGGGUUUCCUACGAUAUACCACCUAACUCCUUCAAUUCCUCGUUCCCGAUUUGCCGCAUGCCUCUAAGAUCAUCUUAGUUCUUUCGUCCUAGGUUACCUGAGGAGUAAUCUUGCAAAUUUCUGACUCCCACACCUCACCACCAAAAUCGUGUCAAUAUGGCGAGUCGCAAGGUGCUGUCCUUCAAGAGGGCUGUAGUCUUCGCAGUAUUCUUCCUGAUAGCAUUUAUACUACUCCGACGAUCCCACACCAACGCUAGCGAUCCCGAACCUUUUCGCAAACCUCCGCCGAAGCCUGCAGCCGCAAACGAUCAACAUGCCGGAGCGAAGCAUGAUCCUUCUACUACCUCCUACACCCCGGAGACCGAUACUGUCUUGAAAGACAAGCCAGUUCCCGCACAGAAGGCUAUUCAAGAUAUAUCUAAAAUGUCCUUGUAUGAUAAGCUAGCAUACCAAUAUCCGUACGAUGUCGAGUCCAAGUUCCCGGCCUACAUUUGGCAGACGUGGAAAUGGACGCCUGCGAAUGGCGAAUUUACAUUUCGGGACGAGGAAGCUUCUUGGACGAUGCAGCACCCGGGAUUUGUCCACGAAGUUAUCACCGAUCAAGUUGCCGUCCACCUGAUCAGACUGCUCUAUGCCCCUAUUCCUGAGGUUCUCGAGGCGUACAAUGCGUUACCUAAGCCCGUGCUAAAAGCUGACUUCUUCCGCUAUCUCAUCCUGCUCGCUCGUGGUGGAAUAUACUCUGACAUUGAUACGUUUGCUAUAAAGAGUGCUUUGGAAUGGAUUCCAGAUUCCGUACCCAAGGAGAGCAUUGGUCUGGUUAUUGGUAUCGAGGCGGAUCCCGACCGACCGGACUGGAAGGAUUGGUAUAGUCGACGGAUACAGUUCUGCCAGUGGACCAUUCAAUCGAAGCCGGGUCACCCCGUUCUGCGCGACAUCGUCUCACGUAUCACGCAAGAAACUUUGAAGCGAAAGCGCGAGGGUCUGUUCUUGUCAAAAGAGAAGAGCGUAGUAGAGUUUACCGGCCCCGCCGUUUGGACCGAUACAAUAUUCGACUACUUCAACGACCCGCGUUAUUUCGAUAUGAGAACCAGCCAGGGCAACAUUUCGUACUUGAACUUCACAGGAAUAGAUAGCCCGAAGAAAGUUGGCGAUGUUGUCGUGCUCCCUAUAACGAGCUUUUCGCCCGGUGUCCAACAGAUGGGGGCGAAGGACUACGAUGAUCCUAUGGCAUUCGUUAAGCAUGAUUUCGAAGGCACGUGGAAGCCCGAGAACGAACGGCAUAUAGGUGGGUCGGGUAACUAGAGGCUAUUUAUGGCGCCUCUUAUGCCCUAAAUCACCCUCGGACUAUCGCCCUGUGAUCCUUUGAGGAAUUGGCUUUCAAUCAAAGAAAAGCCAGCUCUGCCAAUCGUUGGAAAUCAUCGACUUACUAUUCCGAUAUUACGGACUCGGCGAUCGUACACAAAGUUUGUAAAACUAUUCAUCACGAAGUUAACGACCUCUCAUGGGACUACAUAUACCGGAUUUUCAUGGGGAUGCUGCAUGGAACUGGUUACUGAGUCAAUCUUCUGGCUUGUAUUGCAAAAAUUCAUGUCGGGAUUGACUUGAACGAAGAUCUAUUUGUUUCCUAGCACGCUAUCCCCCAGUUUGUACGAAUAGUCCUCCUAUUAUUUUGUUUCCGAGGAUAGGAAUCGGCGCCUGGUGCGGACAUUCUUGGGAGGGCAUACGCACAAGAGAUAUAGAACGCUCACGGCUGUGUUUGGCGCAACGAAGAAAAAGAGGCAUUCGGGAUAGACCGUCCGCCGAGGAGGGACCAAUUGCAUAUACC
Annulohypoxylon truncatum is the source of this 2002-nucleotide messenger RNA. RefSeq names its product glycosyltransferase family 32 protein. Gene Ontology annotation, biological process: protein N-linked glycosylation. Gene Ontology annotation, molecular function: alpha-1,6-mannosyltransferase activity. Gene Ontology annotation, cellular component: mannan polymerase complex. The transcript has 2 exons. Lineage: Eukaryota; Fungi; Ascomycota; Sordariomycetes; Xylariales; Hypoxylaceae. Bases 334 to 1479 code for a protein of 381 amino acids. The record is from RefSeq and is a predicted model, not a curated record.